Messenger RNA from Drosophila elegans, 480 nucleotides. RefSeq lists its product as uncharacterized. The record is from RefSeq and is a predicted model, not a curated record. The transcript has a single exon. Bases 42 to 305 code for a protein of 87 amino acids. Lineage: Eukaryota; Metazoa; Arthropoda; Insecta; Diptera; Drosophilidae.
AACUUCCAGCAAGAUCAGAUUGAGAUCAUCGCUGCCUCAAAAUGCUUGCAGCCAACGGGUUAAAUUUUGCAGUCUUUUCGAUAUUUUUUCUUCUAUUGGUUUGCAAUAUUGGGACAAACUAUGGUGAGGAAAUAACCAAAGAUGUCGGAUCAUUCGAGCCAAGUAAACUAACAUUUUGGGAACGCAUUGUGAGCGGUGUGAAGAACUAUCCCUGGAAAACGGACAAAAUAGAGAAGGAAAGCAAGGAAACUGCUGAAAGGAGAGCCGUUUUUUGGCAAAGGCUUACGAUGGCCACAGUUCUAUAAGUUUUUCUAUUUUGUUUGCCCAUACUACUGUUUUAAUAGAGUAUUAGCUUGGAAUAAUAAAGUGAAAACAAUUUUGGAAGCACACAUUGUUAAAAGAGAUUAGUAUAUAUUUGUUCAACACAGAAAAUGCCUUCCCCUUUAAAUAAAUAACUAAAUGAUAUAGUUUUUGACUGUG